CAGAAUUUCGAAUUUUCUUUCAACUACAACAAAUUUUCUCUACAGUGAAAAGGAGAAAAGAAACGAACAAAAUUUUGAAGUAAAAUUCAAGGCGGUCGUCAAUUUUCCUUCUUCGACUGCGGAAUUCGCCGAUUAUUUUGUUCGGAGAUAUUUGUAGAAUUUUAUUCAUCGUUUCUUCGACUGCAGAAUUCGCCCUAGCAUAGAUCAGGAUCAGAGCUAGAGAUUUGUAGUUUGUGUCCGAUCAUAAUGGCGAGGAUCAAACCCCAAGCUCUCUUACAACAGAGUAAGAAGAAGAAGGGGCCAAAUCGAGUCAGUGUUGUUACAAUUGCAAUUUACGGCCUGAUUGUUGUUGUGGUGGCGUUUUUUCUAUUUGCUUCCUACAGACACUGGACUCGAAGAUCAAAAUACCCGAUAGAGGAUACAUUCUCAAGUGCAGAGCAUGAUAGUUCAUUUGGAGACUCGAAGAAAAUUAGCAUCCCCAAAUAUGCUGUAUUGCAAACCUCAAAAGGCUCAGUUACUGUGGAACUUUAUAAGGAAGGCUCUCCUGAAGUUGUUAAUGAAUUUGUUCAGGCAUGCCAGAAUGGCCACUUCAAAGGAAUGCUCUUCAACCGUGUAAUAAAAAACUUUGUAAUUCAUGGAGGUGAUGCUAAUAGACCUGGAUCUACUGAAGAUUGGACUUCUAGGGGAAAGCAUUACAAUCAACUCGAUACAAGCCUGAAGCAUGAAGCUUUUAUGCUGGGCACUUCCAAGAUAAGACCUGAUGGUGGGGGAUUUGACCUUUUCAUUACAACAGCACCUAUACCUGAUCUAAAUGAGAAAAUCAAUGUAUUCGGACGUGUUAUAAAGGGUGAAGAUGUAGUCCAGGAAAUUGAAGAGGCAGACACAGAUGAGCACUAUCGCCCUAAAGCCCCCAUAGGGAUCACAGACGUGACCCUGAAAACAGAAUAAGUCAUGGAGGUAGAGUGGUUUGUGAUAGCGUAGGAUGAAAACCAUCUGAUAAUCAAGGAAGGGUCUUGCGAUUGAGUCACUUUCUGUUCUUGUAACCUCUUCACCUUGUCCCAUUAAACCCGAUCGAGCUCUCAUUCCCUGCCUUCCACAUUCAUUUGAUCGAUUUGUAUAAACCUAUUAUCUGUUUAGCUUUUAACUUUUGAAAUUUUGUUUCAAUUUGGUUCACUUUGUGUAUACAAAUUGGCAUUUGUAGCGCUAUCUUUUAACGACUUGGAAGAAACGUCCUCUACAGAA
This is a messenger RNA of Salvia hispanica, 1242 nucleotides long. Its product is annotated as peptidyl-prolyl cis-trans isomerase CYP21-3, mitochondrial-like. The record is from RefSeq and is a predicted model, not a curated record. Gene Ontology annotation, molecular function: peptidyl-prolyl cis-trans isomerase activity. Lineage: Eukaryota; Viridiplantae; Streptophyta; Magnoliopsida; Lamiales; Lamiaceae. Gene Ontology annotation, biological process: protein peptidyl-prolyl isomerization.